Molecule: messenger RNA, 2312 nt
Organism: Phaethon lepturus (White-tailed tropicbird)
Lineage: Eukaryota; Metazoa; Chordata; Aves; Phaethontiformes; Phaethontidae
Gene: OSBPL11
Product: oxysterol binding protein-like 11
Exons: 12
Coding region: 6-2096 (696 amino acids)
Cellular component (GO): cytosol; intracellular membrane-bounded organelle; membrane
Molecular function (GO): sterol binding
Source: RefSeq, a predicted model, not a curated record
AUCACAUGGAAAAUAUUUAUGGCUAUUUAAUGAAAUACACCAAUCUUGUCACUGGUUGGCAAUAUCGAUUUUUUGUUUUAAACAAUGAUGCUGGCCUGCUGGAGUACUUUGUGAAUGAGCAGUCUAGACAUCUAAAGCCCAGGGGUACCCUGCAGCUAGCUGGAGCUGUAAUUUCACCCAGUGAUGAAGACUCUCACACCUUUACCGUCAAUGCUGCCAGUGGGGAGCAGUAUAAACUAAGAGCUACUGAUGCUAAAGAACGGCAACACUGGGUUAGCAGGCUACAGAUAUGCACACAGCAUCAUACGGAAGCUAUUGGAAAGAACAACCCUCCUCUGAAAUCUCGCAGCUUUUCUCUUGCAUCCCAAGGAAGUGCCAACUCUCCUGGCGUGCAAAGACGACCCAGUCAAAAUGCAGUUUCCUUUUUCAGUGUUGGACAUCACAGAUUGCCAACUGGAAAAAGAGUUCCUAUUAUGCAGCCAGAUCACCUUGUAGAUGUUAGAGAGAUGAUGUCUCAGGCUGAGGGCCAGCAGAGAGACUUGAUCAGGAGCAUAGAAUGCCUUCCUGUCUCUGGUCACCUUACAUCCUUGGAUCAAGACCUGUUAAUGCUGAAAGCAACUUCCAUGGCAACCAUGAACUGCUUAAAUGACUGUUUCCAUAUUCUCCAGUUACAACAUGCUUCUCAACAAAAGGGAUCCUUACCAGCAGGAACGACGAUCAGUUGGUUGGAACCGAAGAUAUCUCUGGCAAACCACUUCAAAAAUGGAGCGGCUCAGAAUUUCCCAGCAGAGAUAAACAAGCCGGCAUCUGUCAGAGAAGAGCAGUCCAUUGCAGAGGCCUGCCAGCUAACAAGGGAACCUGAAGAAAUAAAUCCAGAUGAGGAGCUGGAGGAUAUCUGUGAUGAUAAAGAAGAUGAUCUAGGAGCAGUAGAAGAACAGCGCAGCGUUAUCUUGCAUCUCUUGUCUCAGCUGAAACUGGGCAUGGACUUAACAAGAGUGGUUCUUCCCACUUUUAUUUUAGAGAAGCGGUCGUUGUUGGAGAUGUAUGCGGACUUCAUGUCCCAUCCUGAUCUCUUCAUUGCAAUCACAAAUGGCACUUCCCCUGAGGAGAGGAUGAUCCGCUUUGUUGAGUAUUAUCUCACUUCAUUUCAUGAAGGUCGCAAAGGAGCUAUUGCAAAGAAACCAUACAAUCCAAUCAUUGGGGAAACGUUCCAUUGCUCCUGGAGGAUGCCGAAGAGCGACGUAGCCACUGAUGCUGGCAGUAACUUCUCUGCUCACUCCCCUUCAGAGCAAGUAACUCUGUCCAAAGAUCUGGAAAGCCAAACAGAUCUGGACUACUAUACAGUAAAAUUUGUAGCUGAGCAAGUGUCCCACCAUCCUCCUGUCUCAGGGUUUUAUGCUGAAUGUGUAGAGAGAAAGAUGUGUGUCAAUGCCCAUGUCUGGACAAAAAGUAAAUUCUUAGGAAUGUCAAUAGGAGUGACGAUGGUUGGUGAGGGUCUCUUAAGUCUUUUGGAACAUGGGGAAGAAUACACGUUCUCUCUGCCCUGUGCGUAUGCUCGGUCAAUUUUAACUGUUCCCUGGGUAGAACUGGGAGGAAAAGUCAACAUUAACUGUGUGAAGACUGGGUAUUCUGCAAGUAUUAACUUUCACACCAAGCCCUUCUACGGUGGCAAAUUGCAUCGAGUCACAGGUGAAGUGAAGCAGAACAUGACGAACACAGUGGUGUGCAGAGUGCAGGGGGAGUGGAACAGUGUGCUUGAGUUCACCUACAGCAACGGGGAGACAAAAUAUGUGGACUUGACAAAGCUGUCUGUGACAAGAAAACGAGUCCGGCCCCUUGAGAAACAAGGACCAUUUGAAUCUAGGAGGCUGUGGCAGCAUGUAACAGAGUCUCUGCGGGAUGGAGACAUCGAUAAGGCUACAGAGCACAAACGAGCCCUUGAAGAAAGACAGAGGAAUGAAGAGAGGAUUCGUGCUGAAACAGAAGCACCUUGGUGUACUAAAUACUUCCUUAAAGAAGGAGAGGGCUGGGUUUAUCAUAAACCCCUCUGGAAAACAGUCUCUGCUGCACAAACUCAGCAAAUGGACACUAACUAGAAAAGCUGCUUUAAGAUGAGUUUUCUGAUUUUCCUCUCCUUCCCCUCUGUCUCUCAAAACACAGUAAUCACAGUGUCCCCUUUUUAUGUAAUUGUUUAAAUGAGCAUAAGGAAAUAAAUAUACUAGGGCACUUUAAAGCUAUUAAAAAAAAAAAAUCAAAGUUGUAGAGACAAACUUGCCAGGUACAGUCAACCAACUUGUUUUUUGUAUGAUCCA